GGCAAGGAGGUCACGCCUACCUGCAAGAAUGGCUUUGGUGGGCAGGGCUGCUGUGCAUGGGUGUUGGAGAAGCAGCAAAUUUUGCUGCCUAUGCCUUUGCCCCUGCAACGCUGGUAACUCCACUGGGUGCUCUAAGUGUCCUUGUUAGUGCAGUUCUGUCUUCCACCUUCCUGAAUGAGCAGCUGAAUGUUCAUGGGAAGAUUGGCUGCAUCCUGAGUAUCCUGGGCUCCACGGUGAUGGUGAUCCAUGCUCCGCAGGAAGAAGAGGUUUCCAGCCUGGAGUCAAUGGCAGAGAAGCUGAAAGAUCCAGGAUUCAUUGUAUUUGCUGUGUGUGUCCUGGUGAGCUCCCUUCUGCUUAUCUUUGUGGCUGGACCCCGUUACGGACAGAGCAACGUCCUGGUUUAUGUUUUGGUCUGCUCUGCCAUUGGCUCGCUUUCUGUGUCCUGUGUCAAAGGCUUGGGGAUUGCCCUGAAAGAACUGUUUUCUGGGAAGCCAGUCCUGAAAGAACCACUGGGCUGGGUGCUCCUGGUAUGCUUGGUGAUCUGCAUCAGCGUCCAGAUCAACUAUCUGAACAAAGCCCUGGACAUCUUCAACACAUCUGUGGUCACACCUGUCUACUACGUGCUGUUCACCACAGCAGUCAUGAUGUGCUCUGCCAUUCUCUUCAAGGAGUGGCAACACAUGGUGCUAGACAACAUCAUCGGUACCAUCAGCGGCUUCCUCACCAUCGUGUCUGGCAUUUUCCUCCUGCAUGCCUUCAGGGACAUGCCCUUCACCCCUGACCUCCUGCCCCUCUUCCUGCAGCAAGGCAGGGCAGACCUUCAUGCCUCGUGGAGGAGUGCAGACAGGCAUCAGUCAUGUCAGCACCAGCCUCUUCUGCCCUCAGAGGACAAAGGCUCUCAGAGUGCAGAGGAGGAAGGCGAAAGCGUGUGA
This is a messenger RNA of Pelecanus crispus (Dalmatian pelican), 932 nucleotides long. The record is from RefSeq and is a predicted model, not a curated record. NCBI's taxonomy places the organism in Eukaryota, Metazoa, Chordata, Aves, Pelecaniformes, Pelecanidae.